GCUGUGGAGAGAUGCGUCGUGUGCUCUCAUUGGGUUGCUGCUGUGACAGUGGACUGAGUGUGAGUCUCGUGGAGUGAUAGGCGUGACCUGAGGCGCACAGAAAGCCUCAGCACUGCCAUACUGCUGUCAUACUACACUACACUCUCAAGCGCUGCGUGGACGUAUGACACUCCUCACAUCACAAGGACAGAUCUCAGUAGUGUCUCGAGCGCAUGAUGCGUCUCCUCUGUAACUCUCCUCGAAACAUCUCCAGGCAGUAGAUCGGUCGAGCACGCCACUUCUCUGAUUCCUCCAACAGACCCGACGAUGGCUGAAGAGGAGAGCGCGAGGACAGUUUCAGACUCAAACACGGACAGCACGAACUUUAGCGUGUUAAGCUGGGAGCAGGUCCAGCGCCUGGACCUCAUCCUGACCGAAAGCAUCCCGAUCCACGGCAGAGGAAACUUCCCCACGCUGCAGAUGAAGCCGCGGCAGAUCGUGACGGCGGUGCGGAGCCGCAUGCGGGAGCAGCGCAUCCAUGUACGGGACGUGCGGCUCAACGGAUCCGCUGCCAGCCACGUACUGCACGAGGACAGCGGACUCGGCUAUAAGGACCUGGACCUCAUUUUCUGCGUGGACCUGAAGGGAGAGACGGAGUUUCAGAUCGUCAAGAACAUAGUGCUGGACUGUCUGUUGGACUUUUUACCUGAUGGGGUCAACAAAGAGAAAAUCACACCGUUGACCCUGAAGGAAGCAUAUGUGCAGAAGAUGGUGAAAGUGUGCAAUGAUUCAGACCGCUGGAGUCUCAUCUCUCUCUCCAACAACCGGGGCAAAAAUGUGGAGCUCAAGUUCGUGGACUCUUUGCGCCGGCAGUUCGAGUUCAGUGUCGAUUCUUUCCAGAUUAAGCUAGACUCUCUGCUACUUUUCUACGAGUGCUCCGAGAACCCCAUGGCCAAAACGUUUCACCCCACCAUCAUUGGCGAGAGCGUGUACGGAGACUUCGCCAUGGCAUUGGACCACUUGCGCAACAAGGUGAUCUGCACGAGGAACCCAGAGGAGAUCCGAGGAGGCGGCCUGCUGAAGUACUGUCAUCUUCUGGUGAGGGGAUUUCGCGCUGCCUCCGAGUCGGAGAUGAAGUCUCUCCAGCGCUACAUGUGCUCCCGCUUCUUCAUCGACUUCUCGGACAUCUGCGAACAGCAGCGCAAGCUGGAGUCUUACCUCCAGAACCACUUUGUGGGCUUGGAGGACCGCAAGUAUGAUUAUCUAAUGACGCUGCAUGGGGUGGUUAAUGAGAGCACGGUGUGUCUGAUGGGACACGAGCGGCGGCAGACCUUAGGGUUGAUCGCCAUGCUGGCGGUGCGUGUGCUGGCCGAGCAGAACGUCAUACCCAACGUAGCGAAUGUCACUUGCUAUUACCAACCUGCCCCUUAUGUAGCAGACGGUAACUUUAGCAAUUAUUACAUUGCCCAAGUUCAGCCGGUCUUUACCUGCCAUCAGCAAACCUACUCCACAUGGCUACCUUGCAACUGAGAGAAGGUGAAAAAGAUGAGCUGAAUCAUGGCAUUGUCGUAAGCGAGCUGAAAUUGUUUCGCAAUUGCCUCACUUCCCCCUGUGUGCAUCAAUGCUUGAGUGAAAUGAACCAGGCUCAGUGAAAAACAGCUCCAGUGGGGUUUUUGUUUGUGCAGACUGGUGCUGUUUUCUGAAAUGAGAUGGCCAUUUGGAGGGCAACUUCUGCUCUGCCUUGCUUAAUUCUUGGCUGAUCGUGAGGCUUUAAACGUACUAACGUGUUUCUGACCGGUUGACACUGUCAAGAACAUUUCAUGUCUGUCAUUAGAUGCAUCAAAAGGGAAGCUCGAGAUGCAGUUGCAUCCUUUAGUCCAAACAGAACCAGAUGUAUCGCAAAGAACCUUUCACAAAGACUCUCUGAAUGAGGGAGGAAAAGUCAAAAAGUACAACGAUUACAGUUUGUACAAACCAAAGAUUUUAAGAUUGUAUUUUUAUACCCAGACUAUCAAAUGAUAGUGCUGUCUAUAUUUGUACAUGUGAAUGCAUUCAAAGUGCCUAAUGUCAAUGCAGUAUGCUGAGGUGAGCAAAGCAACCUCAUAAUCUCGAAAUACACGACAAAGGGACUAAAAGCUUGUGAAUGUACAUGAUGUGUCCUGAUUUACAAGUGUCAUUUUUCUUUGCAGUUAUUUCUGAAGCAGUAUGUCUUGUAAUUGAUCUCUUAAUUUAUUGUUUCUGAGCAGCAUCCAGAUAACAAACGUGAGAUGUAAAUCCGUCUUUUUUGUUGCAUUUCUCAGCGUGUCAACAUUUGUGCCAGCUUUAAAGCAGACAGCAUCCUGUGUCAGGUGAGCGUACGGCAGAAAACAAAGAAAAGACUUGUUUCACGCAAAGUUCGUUUCCUAACUUUCUAGAAGAAAGAUAUUUGCAGAAGCACCUUUGAUGGUGGGACACUAUUUGCUGUAACAUCCAAGCAGGGAAUUCGACAGCUCUUGCUGAAGCGGUCGAAACUAAAACGGGCUGUGUUCAUGCACUCCCGUCACAGCUGCUCUGUCGGCUGAACCUGACCCCACGUUCACCCCCUGUUAACAGAAUGUUAACCUGUUCUUGAUUAAUAGUGCUGCGGAAGGAAGUAGGAGGAGCUGGGGCAUAUAUGUUUAGACUUGACAAAGAGACUUGAGAGGAGAAGGAAGAGGAAAGCGAGAGUGCGAGAGAGAGAAGCGAGGACGCAGACGAGAGGGAGGGAGAGAGGGAGGGCUGGAGAGAUGGGUGCAGCUGGUGAAGGGGUUUAUCUCCCUCAACAAAUGUCUUUUAAUCAAUACAGCUUAUUUCAUUACUAUGAGCAAUUGGGCUGAACAGACACAAGUAUUUAAUAGGUCUGAGAAGCACAGAUCAUUUUGAUUCAGUGGAAUGCAAACUUUGCAGUUGAGUUUCCAAUAUUUCAUCAUAUCAUAUCACUCAACUCAAGUGCUCGUAUCAAUCAGAUUUUACACUAUUUGGCAUUAUUAAGAUUAAAUGAGCAGAAAUAAGCUUUUGUGCAUUUGUGAGAUUUGAGAUUUUAAAGGGGUCAUAUCAUACUUUUUCCAUUGCAUUUCCCUCACAAUGUUUUUUUUUUUCUUUUUAAAAUAGUCUAGGACUUCAUUGAAACCCCUGUCAAACCCUGUGCUUUGCUCGGCUCAUACACAAGCUUUUGGGUAUUUUUUGGCUUUUUCUUAAUGACGCAUUCUUUGUGAAGGUUUUGGAUCACACAGUAAAUCAUUGAUGUGUAAAUAAUGUAUUCAUCUGUCUGUUGUCAGAAAGUUGUAGAUGUUUAGUUUCAGUAAAUGCUGUUUUUGGACUGGGAAGCGAGUUACUAAAAGUUACAGUAUGGUUAUAUAGUAUUCACAAAUAUAUUUGUCAGCUGAACCCUUUUGACCUAAAAUAUUUAUUUGAAGUACCCUCUAAGAUUUUAAGUUAAUAUUUCAAUAAUUUCUAUAAUAUUAACAACAAUAACAGCACAUUUGCAUGUUCAUGGUUGUUGGUUAAUUGUCAAUGACAUGCAGGUAAACAAAUCUUUAAGUGCUUUAUUUUAAAUAUUUUUAUUUUACAAUUAUUUAUUUUGAUUUUAUAUUUUUAUGAUUGAAUUAUUAGGUUUUCAUGAACUCAAGAACCCCAUGCACUUCCCACCUUAUAUAGCACAUCAAACAGUUUUAUCUCAAAAUAUGAUUCCUUAUGAUAUGACCCCUUUAAAAUCAUCAAUGGAUUCAUUUCUAAUGGUUUUAAGAUAUGGUCGUUUAAGUGAUAUCAGUCGGUAGAAUUUGCAUUAACAUUAGUUUUUAACCAUUGGGGUCUGUGCUGAUCAGGAGGGCCGUAUGGUGCACCUGUGCAUGUUCACACAUCUUAUCUUUUUUUGUUUUUUACACAUUUGCAUCUCCUGUUUGUGGUUCUCUCUCGCCCUCCAGUUUGUUGUUAUGUUUGUCUUAACAUUUUGACAGUAUCCUGUGGAUUGUGCUGGCAGCGGGAUGUUUGACUCGCUCUGUGAAGUUUGGAGUUCCAUUCUUGCCAUUCAUCGGAUGAUGCCAAACGCUUAGUGGUCAAAUGUCUUGUAAAAAAAAAAAAAAAAAAAAGUAUAUUUUUAGGACAAAUAAACAUUAUGCUUGUUUUUCUGUUUGUAUCAGUGAAUUUAAUUGUCAUUCUGCUUUGAAUUCUUUGUUCAAGCUGCUAAAUGUCAUUUUUUUUAAAGAAAAAAAAAACUGCUUAUUUUGUGUAUAAUUUUUGUUCAAUUGUUUAAAGAUUUGAAACACGUUUUCCUCAAUAAAAACAAAAAGAAUUGCA
Molecule: messenger RNA, 4293 nt
Organism: Ctenopharyngodon idella (grass carp)
Lineage: Eukaryota; Metazoa; Chordata; Actinopteri; Cypriniformes; Xenocyprididae
Gene: tent5aa
Product: terminal nucleotidyltransferase 5Aa
Exons: 2
Coding region: 307-1509 (400 amino acids)
Biological process (GO): mRNA stabilization
Molecular function (GO): RNA binding; poly(A) RNA polymerase activity
Source: RefSeq, a predicted model, not a curated record